Striga hermonthica is the source of this 822-nucleotide messenger RNA. The record is from the annotation of a GenBank genome assembly. NCBI's taxonomy places the organism in Eukaryota, Viridiplantae, Streptophyta, Magnoliopsida, Lamiales, Orobanchaceae.
AUGAGGGUGAAAAAGCAGAAGCGCCACCGGAGGGCCGUCCGAUUCUACACGGCCUGCUUUGGAUUCCGGGAGCCGUUCAAAAUCCUGUGCGAUGGCACUUUCGUGCACCACCUUUUGGCCAAUAGGAUCACACCUGCUGAUACUGCGUUGGCGAACACUCUCGGGGCCGCCGUCAAACUGUUCACCACCAGAUGUGUUCUUGCUGAAUUGAGAAGCUUGGGCAAGUCUUAUUCCGAUUCGUUAAAUGCUGCUCGAAAUCUGAUGACGGCGAGAUGUGACCAUGAGAAGCGAAAAAGUGCUGUAGCAUGCAUGACACAAGUUAUUGGUGAAAAAAACUUGGAGCACUUCUUUGUUGCCACGCAGGACGCCGAGCUUAGGAAGAAGUUUCAAGAGAUUCCAGGUGUUCCUGUGAUAUACGGCCUUAGGAAUGCUCUCUUUUUGGAACGCCCGUCUACAUUUCAGCAUGAGUUUGCAAAGGCCUCUGAAGAAGAACGUUCACAUAUGACUGAUUUGGAGUACAAAAUGCUGAAGCUCAAGAAAAGGAAGGUGGCUACUGAUGAAGUAGGAUGCUCUUCUGAUGCAAAUGAGGAUCUCAAGGAAAUUACAAGGAAAACGAUAGAUACAAGGGACAAAGUUCAGUUCAAGCGAAAGAGAGCUAAGGGCCCGAAUCCUCUGUCAUGCAAAAAGAAAAAGACCCAAGGAAAUACAGUCCCAACGGCUGAAUUGAGGAAGGAAAAUGUCGAUAGCAGCACGACGAAGAGGAGCAGGAAACGUAGGAGGUCAAAGAAAAACAAAAUCACUACCGAGCCUAUUGCUGGAUGA